AUGGAAUAUGCCAAGAGUGGUGUGUUGAACGAGGAAGUAAGAAGAAAAUCUGAAGGUUCGUCCUUGCAAAGACAUAUCUUGGUUACAGAAGACCGGGGGAGAGAUAAAACAAGAGGCUCGUGGAAUAGAGGUGCAAUAUUUUUCCGGCGAGGAUUUCCGGCAAGUUACAUUACUUCUGGCGGCUCCCGUUCAUCUUUCCGGCGGGACGCAGCAGAAUUACUAGUUCCGGUAAACUUCAGGAAAACUUGCUCCAGGUUCUUUCGUUCUAUAGCUGGUAUUCGUGAUAUUGGGAGGGUGAGAGGGAAGAACGAGGUAGGCAUUAAUCUAAGGGAGCUAGUGGUUGAGUUUAAGAGGGUGAAUGACAGGUUGAUGGCCACUAAGAUAGUCGUGGGAGGGUAUAUUUUGAACGUAGUUAGUGCUUACGCGCCUCAGGUGGGUUUGGGCGAGGAGGUUAAAAGACGCUUAUGGGAUGAUUUGGAUGGGUUGGUGCGGGGUAUACCGUCCACCGAGAAGCUUAUUAUAGGGUGUGAUUUUAACGGUCACAUUGGGAGGUCGCCUGGGGGAUAUGAUGAUGUGCAUGGUGGCUUCGGUUUUGGAGAUAGAAAUGGUGGAGGUACUUCGCUACUGGAGUACGUCAAAGCUUUUGAGAUGGUGAUCGCUAACUCGUAUUACCCGAAGAAGGCGGAGCACCUGAUAACUUUUCGGAGUGCGGUGGCCAAGACCCAGAUUGAUUAUCUACUUCUCCGAAAAUGUGAUAGAGGUUUAUGCACGGAUUGCAAGGUCAUCCCGAGUGAGAAUCUUACGACCCAUCAUAUGCUUUUGAUUAUGGACUUAGAGAUCACGUGGACGAGGAAGAAGAGGGCUAUGUCUGGUAUACCUAGGGUCAGGUGGGGUGCAUUGACUAAGGACAAGGCCCAGGAGUUGGGGGAGAAGUUGCUGACUAUGGGGGCCUGGAGGAGUAGCGGGGAUGCAAGUUGUAUGUGGUCUAUGACAACAAAUUGCAUUAGAGAGGCGGCGAGAGAGGUGUUAGGGGCCUCAAAGGGUUUUUCUGUUGGCCAUAAAAGGGAAUGGUGGUGGAACGAAGAGGUUCAGAGGAAAGUGGAAGCGAAGAAAGCGACAUAUUUGAAGCUAGUAAAGAGUAUCGACGAGGGGCAGAAGAGUGCUAACAGGGAGGGGUAUUAG
Nicotiana attenuata is the source of this 1182-nucleotide messenger RNA. RefSeq lists its product as uncharacterized. Lineage: Eukaryota; Viridiplantae; Streptophyta; Magnoliopsida; Solanales; Solanaceae. The coding region runs from base 1 to 1182 and encodes 393 amino acids. The record is from RefSeq and is a predicted model, not a curated record. Gene Ontology annotation, biological process: chromatin remodeling. Gene Ontology annotation, cellular component: nucleus. The transcript has 3 exons.